AUGGAUUUCUCCGUAUUGCGUCGAAAACCUCACGGCAAGAAAUCCGCUGCCCCACCUCCAAAGCCCCCUUCAUCGCCAAAACGGCCAAAACCACCCUCCGGCGGUUCUCCUCAGCCACCACCACCCUCUGGAGGACCGCCGCCCCCACCGUCCGGACCACCGCCGCCACCAUCCGGACCGUUGCCGCCACCGUCCGGACCAUUGCCGCCACCGUCCGGACAGUUGCCGCCGCCGCCGCCCAGAGGACACUGCCCAUUUGGGCCGCAGAUGGGGGAAUUGGACGGGAUGCACAACCUUAGGAGCAUCGAGUACACAAACGCCAGAAUGUGGAGGAUGAAUUUCGGCCACGAUGACCAUUAUUACUACACCCACCAGCCGCCGCCCAGCCGCUAUCAGAUCCACGCGCCGCCGCCGGAAUACCACUACCAAGCGCCCCCGCCCGAAAACCACCGCAUGAUGGCUCUUCCCCCGCCGGAGUACGGCCCCCCACUCGCUCUUCCCCCGCCGGAGUACGGCCCACCACCGGAGUACCGGCAGAUGAGUUACUAUAAUUACCCGCAGCAGCACGGCUUUUUCAGCGAUGAGAAUCCUAAUGGCUGCGUCCUCAUGUGA
Molecule: messenger RNA, 612 nt
Organism: Striga asiatica
Lineage: Eukaryota; Viridiplantae; Streptophyta; Magnoliopsida; Lamiales; Orobanchaceae
Source: the annotation of a GenBank genome assembly